GAACAAAUAACGGCGACUUUUUCUUCAACCAUGGAAACUAGACUAAGCACGGCGGAGACACAUACCCCUUUCUUGGUCCCAAAGCUUCCGUCUUUGAAGAGAAAGAGACCUCCUCAGAUUGAAAUCCCAAAUAUCCUCCAAGAAAUUCAAACUGAUAACCUCAGAUUCACUCACCAAAACGAUGCCGUAUGCUUCGGUGGAAACGGGUUCGGUGUUGUCUCCAGAAAGGGGAAGAAAAAGUUCAUGGAAGACAGUCACAGAGUUGUUCCUUGUUCUGUCGGAAGCUCAGACAAGAGCUUCUUUGGAGUUUAUGAUGGUCAUGGAGGUGGUAAAGCUGCAGACUUUGUAGCUGAGAAUCUUCACAAGAAUGUUCUUGAGAUGCUGAAGGAUUGUAAGGAUAAAGUGGAGAAAGAAGAAGCCUUCAAAGCUGCUUAUUUGAGGACUGAUUGUGAUUUCUUAGAAGAGGGUGUAGUGAGUGGUGCCUGCUGUGUUACAGCUUUGAUACAAAACCAGGAGAUGAUUGUCUCGAAUUUGGGUGAUUGUAGAGCUGUUCUUUGUCGUGGUGGUGUAGCUGAGGCUCUUACAACUGAUCACAGAGCAGGAAGAGACGAUGAACGCGAAAGAAUUGAGAAUCAGGGAGGUUAUGUUGAGUUUCAUCGAGGGGCGUGGCGAGUUCAUGGAAUACUAGCUAUUUCUAGAAGCAUUGGAGAUGGGCAUUUGAAGAAAUGGGUGGUUGCUGAACCUGAGACAAGAAUACUUGAGUUGGAAGAAGAUAUGGAGUUUCUUGUAUUGGCUUCUGAUGGACUUUGGGAUGUGGUUAGUAAUCAAGAAGCUGUUGACACUGUUUUGAGUGUUCAAGGUCAGAGAAAGACACCUAGAGAAAGUGAGGAUGAGAGUUUGUUCAAGGGACUUGUUAAUGUAAGUCCAUCUUCAAAACUUCGGCGAGUUUCGCUUGUCAAGCAACCCAAAUGUGCAAAACACUUAAGUCACUACCACUCAGAGAAUGAAUCUCCUUACCAUGAAGUUGAGAGUCCACCUUCAAAGUCACGGAAGAUCACAGCGUUGAAGCGGGUAAAGAUGAAGUCAGAGUCUUGUUGGGCCAAGGAAGCUUCCAAAGAGCUUGUGAACCUUGCUGUGAGUAGAGGUAGUAUGGAUGAUAUCACAGUGGUGAUUGUUGAUAUCAAACAUUACAAAUGCUGAAAAGUCUCAACCACCCCUCACUCUAUGUUGUUUCAUAUCCUUGAUUAUGUAUGUUUCAUAACAUUAAUU
Eruca vesicaria subsp. sativa (arugula) is the source of this 1269-nucleotide messenger RNA. The record is from the annotation of a GenBank genome assembly. Lineage: Eukaryota; Viridiplantae; Streptophyta; Magnoliopsida; Brassicales; Brassicaceae.